This is a messenger RNA of Adineta ricciae, 2073 nucleotides long. The record is from the annotation of a GenBank genome assembly. Lineage: Eukaryota; Metazoa; Rotifera; Eurotatoria; Adinetida; Adinetidae.
AUGGAAGAUCUAUCGUCUCAAUUGCCAACAUUAGACAAAUAUAUUGGACGUAUUAAACGACAACAAACUGAAGAUAAAGACUGUUCGAAAUGGGAUGUUGAGAAAGGACUGCCACAUCUUCCUGUGCCUGAUUUGGAUGCAACUUUGACGAAAUAUCUUCGCUGUUUGGAACCGAUUCAAAGCAGCGAGGAAUUCGAUCGAACCAAACAAUUAGUAGAUCAAUUUCGUGCGCCGAAGGACAUCAUUGGCCAACGACUACAAGAUAUGCUCAUUGAGCAUGCAUCGAAAUCUGAGAAUUAUGCAGUCGACUGGUGGUUAGAAGACAUGUAUCUUGCAAAUCCUCUUCCAUUACCAAUUAAUUCUAAUCCUGCGUUUGUUCUUCCGCAACAACAUUUCGCAAACACAGAAGAUUACUUAAAAUUCAUUGCAAAAUUAAUAUCAGGAAUAUUAGAUUAUAAAGUAUUAAUCGAUGGUCGAGCAUUGCCAAUCGAUCGAGCAACUAGCCGAGAAAAAGGUCAACCGCUUUGCAUGGAACAGUAUUAUCGUCUAUUUUCAUGUUAUCGUAUGCCCGAUGUUCCGCAAGAUCGUCUUAUACAAAUUCGUAAUAGUAAAGUCGUUCAUCAUCAGGUCGAACAUGUGAUUGUUGUCUAUCGAAAUCAAUUCUUUGUAUUGAGUGUCGUGAUUAAUUUUACGCGACUCGAUGAAGAUGAUAUUUAUUCGUUACUACGACGAAUUGUUCGAAUGGCUGAUGAUGAUCCCUAUGCAUCUGAUGAUGUCGGCAUUUAUACAUCAUUGCCACGACGAAAUUGGGCACAUAUACGAACGGAAUUAAUGAAAGAUUCUUUGAAUCGAGACUCGCUUGAUCUGAUCGAACGAUGUAUAUUCAUUAUUUGUUUGGAUCAAUCCGAAUCAUCAAAUGAUUCUGAAGACGAUGGCGAGUCAGUUAAUUUCAGCAAGGCAACAAAACGAGAUUUUGUGUCACUGGGUGAACAAAUUCUACACGGCGGAAGAAAUACGAUUAACGCUGCAAAUCGUUGGUACGAUAAGACCAUGCAAUUCAUAAUCGGCACCGAUGGUCUCUUCGGAUUAAAUUAUGAGCAUUCACCAGCUGAAGCAAUAGCUGUCAUUCAGUUGAUCGAGCAUCUAUUUAAAUAUAUGGAGGAGAAAAGUCGGGAGAGAUUUCGUCGUUCAAAAUCACUAUGUGAACUUCCGGUACCACAUCGAUUGAAAUGGAAUCUAAAUAAUUUUCUGCGACAAAAUCUAUUGGUUGCUAAACAGUCUUUGCAAGAAGCAAUCAAUAAUUUCGACAUGCGUAUUCUGAAAUUUACAGACUAUGGUAAAGAAUUCCCCAAAGAGCACAAUAUGAGUCCUGAUGCGUUCGUUCAAAUGUGUCUGCAAUUUACUUACUUCAAAAUGUACAACAAACUUGUGUCAACAUACGAAAGUGCGUCAACACGACGUUUCCAUCUCGGUCGUGUGGAUAAUAUUCGAGCGAAUACACCGGAAGCACUGCUGUGGGCACGCGCCAUGGUCGAUGAAACCGGCAACAUAUCAGCUGCUGAAAAACUGCGUCUGUUUCGGCAAGCUAUGCAAGCACAAACUGAUCUCAUGGUUCAAAAUAUCCUCGGCAAUGGCAUGGACUGUCACAUGCUUGCUUUGAAACAAAUUGCACGCGACAAUAAUCUUCCAAUCCCGGAGCUAUUUCUUGAUCCCGGUUAUGCAUUAAGUAAUCAUUUUAGUCUCUCAACUAGUCAAGUAACAACUAAUAUCAAUGAUUCGUUUAUUUGCUAUGGUGCCGUCGUACCUGAUGGUUACGGUUGCUCUUACAAUGUUCGUUCAGAUUAUAUUCUUUUUUGUAUUUCAUCAUUUAAUAAUUGUUCAACAACGAAUUCUCAAGAAUUUGCCGAAUCUCUAACAGAUACACUCUAUGAAAUACGUGAUCUGUGUACACUUGUACAACGUCAACAACAAACAAUCGCCCUUCGACGACCAUCCUAUGCUGCUAAGUUGGUCGCGCAGCAAUCUAUUUCAUCUAAUUCAAUACAUAUAAAUGAACAGAAUAAUAAUAAUUAA